This is a messenger RNA of Anisakis simplex (herring worm), 225 nucleotides long. The record is from the annotation of a GenBank genome assembly. Lineage: Eukaryota; Metazoa; Nematoda; Chromadorea; Rhabditida; Anisakidae.
AUGUCCUCAAGUCGAAAAUAUUCAAAUUGUGGUCUUCAACUGAACCCAACACAAUUGAUUCUGGUACGAAAAACAUGGCAGCACGCACGAAAUCAAGGCGCUCUUGAGCCAGCGAUGAGUAUUUUCCGAAACAGCUUUUUCAAGAAUGCCGAAAUCCGAUCUCUGAUGAUGUACGGAUCAAAGAAUGUUGGCCAUGAAAGACUGAAGGUAUUCGUUCAACAUUGA